Molecule: messenger RNA, 14657 nt
Organism: Coregonus sp. 'balchen'
Lineage: Eukaryota; Metazoa; Chordata; Actinopteri; Salmoniformes; Salmonidae
Source: the annotation of a GenBank genome assembly
AUGCUGGGCGGAGCCUCCCUUCCUGUGAACACGCUGGUGAAGAUCAAAGAGGGCCUUCUGCGACAGAGGGAGCUGGAGAUUGACAGGUCAGAAAUACACAGCAGAGGACAGGGAAAUUUUAACCAGGAGAGGUGCAGUAGUGAGUCAUUGGGACAAGCAGGGGAAUUCAUUUAGGCUGGAGAAAAACACCAAAACAAUUCUAGGAGAAACACACCCGAAUCUUAGCAUUAUUGAGUUGGACCAAGGCUUCUGAGCAGCAAAUGUACACAGUAUGUACCUCAUUAUAUUGCAGCACUGUCUGGCUCUGUUCAUCACAUUGGAAGGAAAAACAUUCCGUGAGUGUCCCUUCAGGUUGUCAUUGCCCAGUGGAAAGUUAGAGCACUGCAGUCUCUGAUAUGAUGGGGCAGCAUCGCUCGAGGCAUGUACACACACAUACAUACACACUUUUUCAAUGACCUUGAGCAGAUGUCAGUGUGGCGGCAUGCGGCCACACGCGUCCGAGGUGUCCCCUUUCAGAGUGGCAGGCUGGUGCUGACAGGACAAGCUGGGCAGUGCCAGGGGAGGUUAGUGGACAGUACAGGGUCACCCACCCACACACUCAUCCUGAGAUUACUGCAGAAAAUACAGGCCGAGACACAGCACACAGACACUACCCUGCCACAUCGACACAUAGACUGGUAUGACAUUAAAGGCUGGACCCGCUUUGAACUGGAGAGAUCAGUGUGCAAGCCAGCCCAGGCUAGCACACUGGAAAUCCUGGUCAACUGGUGUUAUUGUGAAUAAGACAGCAUGCUGUGUGCGUUAGAUAUGGGACGAACACUUUCCUACCGAUAUGUAACUAUCCAUGAGUUGGGAUAGCAGCAGGCUGGUCAGGGUGUUAAAGCGAGGGCUUUCUCAAUUGUGUGCCUUGUUAUUGAAUAUCUCCAUCAGUUGUGACUGGAAUGAAUGCGAAAACAAGCUACUUUCACCACCAGGUGGCAGUCGAAAGCAACCUACACACCAAGCAUUUAGUAUUCCUAUCUCGAUCCAGGAACAUUUAUCAACACUCCCCUUUUAUUUUGCUGAAAGGCAAAAAAUGUCAAAGCAAAGAGCUACACACAGGUAUUAGGAGAUUAUUAUAAAUAUAACAUUUUUUCAGGGCGGGGUUUAGGGGAGGAAUUAUGCUUGCCUCAUCAGGAUAGCAUGUAGCCAGCUGGUCCAGCCCUUCACAAGAGAGAAAUAUUAGACAAGUGAUUUACACUGAGUCACACUACCUUAAUUUUAGGAGCCUAGAGGAGAGCGCUGUACAGUGAGUAUACAAAACAUUAAGAACACCUGCUCUUUCCAUGACAUAGACUGACCAGGUGAAUCCAGGUGUUCCUAAUGUUUGGUAUACUCAGUGUAUAUUACCACCUGUCCACAACGCUGACUCAAAAGUACCCUGGGCUAGAUGUUUAUGCUAUAUGCUAUACACACUAGUGGCAUUAAGACAGAUGUUAUUAUAUAGUAUUAUUAUAUAUCGUCCUACAUGCUCCACAUUGAUUGGCCUGUUGGCUGUGUUUUUCUAUAUUACUGCCAGCCUGCUUAAUAUUCAUAAUGGAGAGAGGUGGCACUGUGUGUGACUAUUGCAUAUUUGAAUGUGUACCUCAUGUUUUUACAUGUAAGUAUUACCUGGAUAUCAGUAUAGCUGCUUCUGCUAUAUUGUGGUGUAUUGCUGACAUUCUAUGUCUGAUGUGUGUUUUCCAGACAAAAGCAGCAGAUCCUACAGCUCCAUGCUCGGAUCAGGGAGAACGAGCUGAAAGCGCAACAGGUCCUCCAGAGCCAGAAGGGGCGCUGUGACGACCCCUAUCUACUCAAAGCUAAGGUAAUAAAGCCUCACCUAUCCAGUAACAACUCAAUUAUCUGACCUAGUAUACUGUUAUACACAACUGGCUAAGUGUUAAUAUUUCUAAGCUUUGUCUGAAGCUUUGACAUUUGUUGACAUAUCUGGAACUCUUUAAAAGACUGACAACUCUCUCCUCCUCUCUUUUCCAGGAGUCUCCAUAUGACAGUCCGGUGACUCAGUCACACCCCCAGCUCCAUCUGCAGCUCCACCCCCACCCCCAGCUCCAGCUCCAGCCCCACCCCCAGCCCCAGCUGCAGGUCCCAGAUAGGGUGAGCCCUCUGUGCUGUGACAAUGGGGAGCUGGGCCGUAAGCUAGCCGCUGCAGAGCUGGAGGUCAUCCACCUCAAUGAGUUCCUCAAACAGAACACCCAGAAAUACACAGAGGACAUCAAGAAGCUGGAGGAGAAGGUGGGCAAUGGGCACAUUACACAGAUAGAUCAACCCUAACCCCAGCCUCAGCCACAACCCUAACUCUAGCUUGAUGUCUACACCCCUGGAACCCUUAACCUAGCCACAACCCUAACCCUAAUGAAUGUAAUCAACCCUCUGUCCUGCCCUCCAGAUGAAGACGCGUGACCGCUACAUCAACAGCCUGAAGAAGAAGUGUCAGCGGGAGAGUGAGCAGAACCAGGAGAAGCAGCAGAGGAUAGAGACCCUGGAGAAGUACCUGGCUGACCUGCCCUCCCUGGACGAGGUCCAGACCCAGGCCCAGCAGGUACAGACCCUAUCCAGCCACAGGAUCACCUAAGCUUCUUAGUCAUUUGAUGGCCAUGUUAGAAAAUACAACAAAAAAUGAUGAGAAAGUACAUGAGCUAGCCUGUAUGAUCUUGUUUUAGUUUUAGGGUUAAGAUUUAGGUUAAAGGCAAGUUUUAGGUGAGGGUUAAACGUUAAUGUUACUGGUUGAAAUUGGAUUUGUGGUCACUGGUCAGAAAGCUCCUUAUGUCUGCCCCCUCUAGCAUGGCCAGAUAGUGAGCCCCUGCUAGCUUCUCUGCUAGCUAGCGUCUCAGUGCUAAGCUAACACCUGGUAAUGGAGCGGAGGCGCCUCUUCAUUACAGCUCUCUAAUCCCAUUAGACCUGAUUAGAUCAGCCAUUUCAGGCUGCAUUAAUGGGAGUGCUAGAGGGGAAAGAGGAGGAGUCAGGGGAGUUCAUCGUGUCUGUUAGUAACCUCUGAUCAACCAUAAGAUAAUAUGUCUUCUAUUGUGUUUGCCCUGUCUAUCUGAACUGUAAUGAUUAUUAAAUCAUCGUCAACCUGCUUUAUGUCAUUUUCUUCAAGACAAUAAUGAGAUUCAAUUUGGUAAUAGUAAUCACGUAAGACACCAUUUUACCACUUGAGGUCAAUAAGAACCAAACAAUUACGGCAAUGUAAAUUUCAAAGUGUGGUUUGUGUGCGCUAAACUGGUGUGUAUGGUUCGGUGAGUCUUAUCUAGUUGUGUUUGCCUGUUUGUGUGUGUACAGUCCUAAUGUUCUGUUCAUGUGCUGUGUGUGUCUAUUAGCUGGAGGAGGGUCAGGGGAAGGCCCAGGGCCUGCAGGACACAGUGGCUCGUCUAGAGAAACACCUGGAGGAGGGCCGCACCGUGCUGCAGGAGAAAGAGGACCUGAUUGAGACCCAGUGCAAGAGGGAGAAGGAACUGGUGGCUGCUGUGCAGAGGUAUGAUCAAGGAAUUGAGAUACAAUAGCAAUAUUCCUCUGCAACUCCUGUUUUUAGUUGUAACAGUGUGUUAAAACAGAGCUGGUUAGUAAUGUUGAUGACAGACGGUGCCCUAACGUUGUGUCUCUCUCUGGUUCCCCCAGCCUGCAGGAGAAGGUGGAGCAGUGUCUUGAGGACGGGGUCCGUCUCCCCAUGCUGGACCUGAAGCAGCUGGAGGUAGAGAACGCACGACUACAGGAACAGCAAGCCACCACCAGCAAUGUGAGAUGCAGACACACACACACACACACACACACACACACACACUGGGUCAUUCAGAGUGAUGAGUCUGACAGCUACCAGAUGUUUACGAUUCCUAUCUGCUCUUUUUCAGCUGAUAGACAAUCAGAAGAACCAGAUUGAAAAACUCACUCUUGAGCUGACGGUAAGCCCUACUAUUAGACUUUAUUUGGGUCAACAGUAUGCUUCAAUCAGGUGCUAUUGUAGGAUAGUAGUUGUCAUGUUGUGUGUCUGUGAGUGGUGAUGAUGGGGAUGAUGAUAAUGUUUAAGAAGUGGAUGAGGAUCAGUCAUCUCUGUCAUCAUACAGCAUAGUGGGCGUUUCAUGUGAUGGCUGUGUUGUUAUUCUGUUGCAGGCUGUAGAGCAGAGUCUACAGAAGGAGCGAUGUCUCUCCCAAGAGCUCCAGCAACAGCUGCAGGAGAAGGACGAGGACCUGGUUGCUUUCUCCCACCCACACCCUCCAACAGGUAACCAGCCCCUCACUGAUGAGCCCCACGCAACCUCUCCAAAAACACUAACUACAAAUGUGUACACAUCGCAAAGUAGAAUUAUUCUUGGGAGCAACAAACAAUGAGCGGACAUUUCUUUAGCCCCGUUUACAGUGCCUUCGGAAAGUAUUCAGACCCCUUGACUUUUUCCAUAUUUUGUUACGUUACAGCCUUAUUCUAAAAUGGAUUUAAAAAAAUAAUAAUCCUCAGCAAUCUAUACACAAUACCCCAUAAUGACAAAGCGAAAACAGUUUUAAAAAAAAACAGAAAUACCUUAUUUACAUGAGUAUUCAGACCCUUUGAGAUCCGAAAUUAAGCUCAGGUGCAUCCUGUUUCCACUGAUCAUCCUUGAGAUGUUUCUACAACUUGAUUGGAGUCCACCUGUGGUAAAUUCAAUUGAUUGGACAUGAUUUGGAAAGGCACACACCUGUCUAUAUAAGGUCCCACAAUUGACAGUGCAUGUCAGAGCAAAAACCAAGCCAUAAGGUCAAAGGAAUUGUCCGUAGACCUCCGAGACUGCAUUGUGUCAAGGCACAGAUAAGGGGAAGGCUACCAAAACAUUUCUGCAGCAUUUAAGGUCCCCAAGAACACAGUGGCCUCCAUCUUUCUUAAAUGGAAGAAGUUUAGAACGACCAAGACUCUUCCUAGAGCUGGCCGCCCGGCCAAACGGAGCAAUCGGGGAGAAGGGCCUUAGUCAGGGAGGUGACCAAGAACCCGAUGGUCACGCUGACAGAGCUCUAGAGUUCCUCUGUGGAGAUGGGAGAUCCUCUCUGCAGCAGUCCACCAAUCAGGCCUUUAUGGUAGAGUGGCCAGACAGAAGCCACUCCUCAGUAAAAGGUACAUGACAGCCUGCUUGGAGUUUGCCAAAAGGCACCUAAAGACUCUCAGACCAUGAGAAACAAAUAAAAUGAAAUAAAAUCUCUGGUCUGAUGAAACCAAGAUUGAACUCUUUGGCCUGAAUGGCAAGCAUCACGUCUGGAGGAAACCUGGCACCAUCCCUACGGUGAAGCAUGGUGGUGGCAGCAUCAUGCUGUGGGGAUGUUUUUCAGCGGCAGGGACUGGGAGACUAGUCAGGAUCGAAGCUGAACGGAGCAAAGUACAGAGAUCCUUGAUGAAAACCUGCUCCAGAGCGCUCAGAUCCUCAGACGGGGGCGAAGGUUCACCUUCCAACAGGACAACGACCCUAAGCACACAGCCAAGACAACGCAGGGGUGGCUUCGGAACAAGUCUCUGAAUGUACUUGAGUGGCCCAGCCAGAGCCCGGACUUGAACCCGAUUGAACAUCUCUGGAGAGACCUGAAAAUAACUGUGCAGCGACGCUCCCCAUCCAACCUGACAGAGCUUGAGAGGAUCUGAAGAGAAGAAUGGGAGAAAUUCCCCAAAUACAGGUGUGCCAAGCUUGCAGUGUCAUACCCAAGAAUCAAUGCUGUAAUCGCUGCCAAAGGUGCUUCAACAAAGUACUGAGUAAAGGGUCUCAAUACUUAUGUAAAUGUGAUAUUUCAGUUUUUUAUUUUUUAUAAAUUAGAAGACAUUUCUAAAAACCUGUUUUUGCUUUGUCAUUAUGGGGUAUUGCGUGUAGAAUGAUGAGGGGGGGAGGGGGGGGAUGUAAUCCGUUUUAGAAUAAGGCUGUAACAUAGGAACAUUUGGAAAAAGUCAAGGGGUCUGAAUACUUUCCGAAGGCACUGUAUACCUGCCGCAAACAUGCGUCCUUCGUCCUGAUCUUGUCUUGAUCUUGCCCAUUUACACUUAUAAAAUCUGAUCAAAAUCAGUUCACAAUGCGUCUUUUAAUCGUCUACUGUCUAAAAAUGUGGGCACAAUUAGAAUGAGGACAAGAUCAGGACAAAGGACACGUUAGAACCAAGGCUAGAUUGGAGUCUCUCUCUCUCUCUCUCUCAAUUCAAUUUGCUUUAUUGGCAUGACGUAACAAUGUACAUAUUGCCAAAGCUUACUUUGGAUAUUUACACUAUUAACAUAAUUAAAAUAAUAAUAAUAAUAUAUAUUGUCAACAGGACAUCAGACACUGUCCCUCAUCUAAUGGCAGGCAGAAAUGUAGUGCGCUGCCAACCCACAGCUCUCUGCACCCUCCCCCAACAGGACGGGUAGCCUAUUCUCAUCAGAGAGGUCUUUGAAACCUUGAAAAACGGUUUCAAAUUUGGGGAAAUUACACUAAUUGUUUUAUAUUUUUGACAUUUUGUCAGGAAAUGCAGCUCUGUCUCAGGUUCUGCUGUGGUGCAGUGGUUGCACAGCCUUUCCUCUACAGGGAGCCAGGUUUUGCUGUGUCUACCCUUCUCAAUGACAAGGCUGUGCUCACUGAGCCUGUACUUUGUCAAGGUUUUUCUAAAGGUUUUGAUCAGUAACCAUGGUCAGAUAGUUAGUCACGGUGUACUGUUGAUUUAGGGCCAGAUAGCACAGCAUUUUACUUUGUGCUUGUGCUUGUGUUUCCCAAUAAGCAAUGUAGUUUUGUUUUGACUGUGUUGUAAUUUGGUUUAUUCUGAUUGAUUGGGUGUUCUGGUCCUGAGGCUUCAGUGUGUUAGUAGAACAGGUUUGUGAACUCAGCCCCAGGACCAGCUGGAUGAGGGGACUCUUUUAUUUGCUCAGCUCUUGGCAUUGCAGGGCUUGGUAAUGAUAUGAGAGGGGGUCACUGUAUUUUAGAUGUUUCCAAAACUUAAUUGCUAUUUUUUGAGUUUUUAUUAUUAGUGGAUAUUGGCCUAAUUCUGCCAUGCAUGCAUUGUUUGUAGUUUUCCUCUGGACAUGUAGGAGAAUCUUAGGAGAACUCUGCAUGCAGGGUUUCAAUGGGGUGUUUGUCCCAUUUGGUGAAAUCUUGUUUUGCAAGUGGACCCCACAUCUCGCUGCCAUAAAGUGCAAUUGGUUCAAUGACACAUUCAAUUAGUUUUAGCCACAUUUUAAUAGGUAUUUCAAUUUUAAUUUGUUUUUUAAUGGUGUAGAAUGCCCUGCGUGCUUUCUCUGUUCAUUCACUGCAUCAUUAAGGUGUCCAGUUGAGCUUAUUUUUAAACCUAAGUAAUUGUAGUGUGUGCAAUACUCUAUAUAUUUUGUACCAACUGAGAACUUUGGUCUAAUUCCCUGAGAUCUGGAUCUUCUCUGGAAAAUCAUUGUUUUAUUCUUUUUGGAGUUUACUGCCAGGGCCCAGGUCUGGCAGUACUGCUGUAGCAGGUCCAGGCUCUGUUGUAGGCCAUGUGCUGUGGGUGACAGCAGGCAUAGGUCAUCUGCGAAGAGCAGGCAUUUAACCUCUGAAUUGUGGAGACUAACACCAGGGGUUGGGGAUUUUGAUGCUGCACGUAUUGCCAGUAUACAUUGGUUUAAUUAUGUAAUAUGUUUUACCCCCUACACCACUUUCAAUAACUUUGUAGAACAGUCCUGUAUGCCAAAUAGAAUCAAAUGCUUUUUGGAAGUCGAUAAAGCAAGCGUACAUUUUGGUAUUAUUUUGGUGGACAUGUUUAUCUAUCAGGGUGUGUACAGUCGUGGUCAAAAGUUUUGAGAAUUACACAAAUAUUAAUUUUCAUAAAGUCUGCUGCCUCAGUUUUUAUGAUGGCAAUUUGCAUAUACUCCAGAAUGUUAUGAAGAGUGAUCAGAUGAAUUGCAAUUAAUUGCAAAGUCCCUCUUUGCCAUGAAAAUUAACUUAAUCCCCAAAAAACAUUUCCACUGCAUUUCAGCCCUGCCACAAAAGGACCAGCUGACAUCAUGUCAGUGAUUCUCUCGUUAACACAGGUGAGAGCGUUGACGAGGACAAGGCUGGAGAUCACUCUGUCAUGCUGAUUGAGUUAGAAUAACAGACUGGAUGCUUUAAAAGGAGGGUGGUGCUUGAAAUCAUUGUUCUUCCUCUGUUAACCAUGGUUACCUGCAAGGAAACACGUGCCGUCAUCAUUGCUUUGCACAAAAAGGGCUUCACAGGCAAGGAUAUUGCUGCUAGUAAGAUUGCACCUAAAUCAACCAUUUAUCGGAUCAUCAAGAACUUCAAGGAGAGAGGUUCAAUUACAUUUUUACAUUUUAGUUAUUUAGCGGACGCUCUUAUCCAGAGCGACUUACAGUUAGUGAGUGCAUACAUUUUCAUACAAUUGUUGUGAAGAAGGCUUCAGGGCGCUCAAGAAAGUCCGGCAAGCGCCAGGACCGUCUCCUAAAGUUGAUUCAGCUGCGGAAUCGGGGCACCACCAGUGCAGAGCUUGCUCAGGAAUGGCAGCAAGCAGGUGUGAGUGCAUCUGCACGCACAGUGAAGCGAAGACUUUUGGAGGAUGGCCUGGUGUCAAGAAGUGCAGCGAGGAAGCCACUUCUCUCCAGGAAAAACAUCAGGGACAGACUGAUAUUCUGCAAAAGGCACAGGGAUUGGACUGCUGAGGACUGGGGUAAAGUCAUUUUCUCUGAUGAAUCCCCUUUCUGAUUGUUUGGGGCAUCCGGAAAAAAGCUUGUCCGGAGAAGACAAGGUGAGCACUACCAUCAGUCCUGUGUCAUGUCCAACAGUAAAGCAUCCUGAUACCAUUCAUGUGUGGGGUUGCUUCUCAGCCAAGGGAGUGGGCUCACUCACAAUUUUGCCUAAGAACACAGCCUUGAAUAAAGAAUGGUACCAACAUAUCCUCCGAGAGCAACUUCUCCCAACCAUCCAAGAACAGUUUGGUGACGAACAAUGCCUUUUCCAGCAUGAUGGAGCACCUUGCCAUAAGGCAAAAGUGAUAACUAAGUGGCUCGGGGAACAAAACAUCUACAUUUUGGGUCCAUGGCCAGGAAACUCCCCAGACUUUAAUCCCAAUGUGAACUUGUGGUCAAUCCUCAAGAGGCGGGUGGACAAACAAAAACCCACAAAUUCUGACAAACUCCAAGCAUUGAUUAUGCAAGAAUGGGCUGCCAUCAGUCAGGAUGUGGCCCAGAAGUUAAUUGACAGCAUGCCAGGGCGGAUUAAAGAGGUCUUGAAAAAGAAAGGUCAACACUGCAAAUAUUUACUCUUUGCAUAAACUUAAUGUAAUUGUCAAUAAAAGCCUUUGACACUUAUGGAAUGCUUGUAAUUAUACUUCAGUAUACCAUAGUAACAUCUGACAAAAAUAUCUAAAAACACUGAAGCUGCAAACUUUGUGAAGACCAAUACUUGUGUCAUUCUCAAAACGUUUGACCCACGACUGUAGGAUGUAAAUAUGAUCGGUCGUGCGAUGUUUUGGUAUAAAUCCAAUUAGGCUUUUACUCAAGACAUUGUGCUUAUUAAGGAAGUUUAGAACUCUUACAUUUAUAAUACUACUUUUUAAUUUGAGGGCCUGAAGUUUCUUAUAGAGCUCCUGGUCAGUAAUUGGGGAGUCAAAUGGAUUUUGAUGAUCCUUUAUAGCUUUUUGUAAUCCAUUCAACUUCUCAUGAAUUUGGUCAUUGUUCUGCGUUUGUGUCAAUUUGAACGGUGUUGUAGAGUGUUUUAAAAUGGGUUGUCCAUAUGUCACCAUUUUGUAUCGCUAAUUCCUCAUUUUGAUUCCUCGUUUUUUCAAAUUUUGCCAGAAGUUGUUUGUGUUGAUGGACUCAUCAAUUAGUGUGAGCUGCUUGCUGUUGUACUGUGCUUUUUGGUUCUGAGUGGACGUUUAUAGAGUUUUAAAGUCUCACAGUAAUGAAGGCGUAAUUCACCAUUAUUUGGGUCUCUGUGCUUUUGGUUUGAUAGUGUUCUAAGUUUUUUCCUUAUAAUUUUACAAUCUGCAUCAAACCAGUUGUCAUGUGUGGUCUUUUUUUUUUUUUUUUUUUUUAUAAAUUUCAGUUGUGCUUCUUUUGCCGUUUGCCUGAAUAUAUAGUUUAUGUUUUUUACUGCUAGAUGCCUUCUUUACUGUGAGUGAAUGUGAUAUCCAGAAAGGUAUCUAAGAGUGUUUGGAUAUUUUGGCUACUGGUUGCUUUCUGGUAUUCUUCUGUGCUGUUUUGGGCCCAUCUGUAUGAAUUUCUGAUGUUGUACAGCUUACUGGGCUGUGAAUGUGUGGUUGUUUCCAUGUCUGUUCUUUUGAGGAACAAUGUAAUUUGGCUAUGAUCAGACAGAGGUGUUAGUGGCUUGAUGGUGAAAGAGCUGAGAGAGAACGGGUCAAUGUCUGUAAUCAUAUAGUCUACUGUGUUGUGGCCAAGAGGUGAGCAAUAGGUGAAUCUCCCCAAAGAGUCCCCCCGUAACCUACCAUUGACAAAGUACAAACCCAGGCUUCGACAGAGCUGCAACAGAUCCUUUCCGUUUUUGUUGAUGGUGCUUUCACUGUUGUUUCAAUGGGGGAGAUAAAGACAGUUAGAAACAGAAUGGCCUGUAAUAAAGCUGUCCCCUCGUGUGGUCGUUAGAUCAGGUAGUGUUCCUGUGCGCGCAUUUGUGUCCCCACAGAUGAGCACAUUUACCUGGGCCUGGAAAUGGCACGUCUCUUCCUCAAGGCUGGGGAAUAUCUCCUCUGAGUAAUAAUGGGAUUCUGAGGGGGGGAUAUAUAUUGUGCAAAGGAACACAUAUUUUUCUGUCAGUACAAGUUCUUUUUUCAGUUUUAACCAAAUGUGAUAUUUACCAAUUUUGAGGUGAUCAAUUAGAUUUUGUAGUUCGGAUUUGUACCAAAUUAUCAAUCCUCCAGAGUCUCUGCCUCUAUUAACAGAGCUGUGUUUCUGUGAUGGCACAUUUACCUCUCUGUAGCCUGUGGGACAGUGAGUGACAAUGUCUGCCUUACACCAUGUCUCCUGCAGAAUGAUGACGUCAACAUCUUUAAGAUUUUUUUUUUAACUCCAGUGCUAAACUCUUCAGCCCAAAGGUUGAUGAGUUUAGGCCCUGAAUGCUCCACAUGGUAACUGAUAGUGAUUUCAUGUUGCAAAAAGAAAUAACAGCACAGUCAAAAAUACAGUAACUACUAACUAGUUAAGAGUGAGAUAAACAGGACAACAGCAAACAUUUGUUCUGUUAUGUACAGUUGAAGUCAGAAGUUUACAUACACUUAGGUUGGAGACAUUAAAACUUGUUUUUCAACCACUCCACAAAUGUCUUGUUAACAAACUAUAGUUUUGGGAAGUUGGUUAGGACAUCUACUUUGUGCCUGACACAAGUAAUUUUUCCAACAAUUGUUUACAGACAGAUUAUUUCACUUAUAAUUCACUGUAUCAUAAUUCCAGUGGGUCAGAAGUUUACAUACACUAAGUUGACUGUGCCUUUAAACAGCUUGGAAAAUUCUAGAAAAUGAUGUCAUGGCUUUAGAAGCUUCUGAUAGGCAAAUUGACAUAAUUUGAGUCAAUUGGAGGUGUACCUGUGGAUCUAUUUCAAGGCCUACCUUCAAACUCAGUGCCUCUUUGCUUGACAUCAUGGGAAAAUCAAAAGAAAUCAGCCAAGACCUCAGAAAAAGAAUUGUAGACCUCCACAAGUCUGGUUCAUCAUUGGGAGCAAUUUCCAAAUGCCUGAAGGUACCACGUUCAUCUGUACAAACAAUAGUACGCAAGUAUAAACACCAUGGGACCACGCAACCGUCAUACCGCUUAGGAAGGAGACGCGUACUGUCUCCUAGAGAUUAACGUAUUUUGGUGCGAAAAGUGCAAAUCAAUCCCAGAACAACAGCAAAGGACCUUGUGAAGAUGCUGGAGGAAACAGGUACAAAAGUAUCUAUAUCCACAGUAAAACGAGUCCUAUAUCGACAUAACCUGAAAGACCGCUCAGGAAGGAAGAAGCCACUGCUCCAAAACCGCCAUAAAAAAGCCAGACUACGGGGACAAAGAUCGUACUUUUUGGAGAAAUAUCCUCUGGUCUGAUGAAACAAAAAUAGAACUGUUUGGCCAUAAUGACCAUCGUUAUGUUUGGAGGAAAAAGGGGGUAGCUUGCAAGCCGAAGAACACCAUCCCAACCGUGAAGCACGGGGGUGGCAGCAUCAUGCUGUGGGGGUGCUUUGCUGCAGGAGGGACUGGUGCACUUCACAAAAUAGAUGGCAUCAUGAGGAAGGAAAAUUAUGUGGAUAUAUUGAAGCAACAUCUCAAGACAUCAGUCCAGGAAGUUAAAGCUUGGUCGCAAAUGGGUCUUCAAAUGGACAAUGACCCCAAGCAUACUUCCAAAGUUGUGGCAAAAUGGCUUAAGGACAACAAAGUCAAGGUAUUGGCGUGGCCAUCACAAAGCCCUGACCUCAAUCCUAUAGAAAAUUUGUGGGCAGAACUGAAAAAGCGUGUGCAAGCAAGGAGGCCUACAAACCUGACUCAGUUACACCAGCUCUGUCAGGAGGAAUGGGCCAAAAUUCACCCAACUUUAUUGUGGGAAGCUUGUGGAAGGCUAUCCGAAAUGUUUGACCCAAGUUAAACAUUUUAAAGGCAAUGCUACCAAAUACUAAUUGAGUGUAUGUAAACUUCUGACCCACUGGGAAUGUGAUGAAAGAAAUAAAAGCUGAAAUAAAUCAUUCUCUCUACUAUUAUACUGACAUUUCACAUUCUUAAAAUAAAGUGGUGAUCCUAACUGACCUAAAACAGGGAAUUUUUACUAGGAUUAAAUGUCAGGAAUUGUGAAAAACGGAGUUUAAAUGUAUUUGGCUAAGGUGUAUGUAAACUUCCAACUUCAACUGUAUAUAUAUAUUCCUAUUCAUUGAACAAGUACACUUUUAGUACAAUAGGUGCGUGUGUGCGCACGUUUAGUGCAGUUUAGUGCAGAUGUAUUGGAGGAGCUGUUUAAUCUCACUCAAUCCUACAGGGUUCUCCUGUCCUCUGAGGACCUCCGCAUAGCUGUGCUGGUCCUGCUGGGCCAGGUCUGGGCCGGGGGGUUUCCUCUCUGGUCUGGUAGAGGUGGUGGUCUGGUGCUGGGUAGUAGGCUGGGCCCGGUCCAGUCUGGCUAAACCGAUAGAAGUGGUGAUGCUCUGGUGGUGGGUGGGGCCUGUGAGGUGCGCUGGGUCUGGUGGGGCGUUGAGGGGGCCUGGGGCUCCUUGGUGGUGCAGUGGUCUGGUAGGGGUCUCUGGGUGGUCCCCUGUCCAGUGCGGCAUGGGGUGUUUGUCUACCAAGUGCAACGUCCUUUAGAGACUUGGCAAACAUCCCUACUGUCUGCUUCCUCAGGUGGGAGUGGUCGUGCAGAUGCUCUGGGGUGAUUGUUGGGUGGUGAGCAACGUGCACAUUUGGGAGUAGGCCACACCCUCUGGUGAUGUCAGCGUUGACUUUCUGAAUGGUACUGGGAUGAAAGUCUUUGCGGGGCAGCAGAGUGGAGAUGGUGAUGUGGGAGUUGGGGAACCCUCUCUGCUACACUGUUGACCAGGCAGCCUACUCUCUCCUGCUCCUCUCACAGGUUGUUGGUGCUGGUGUGAAUAAUAAUGUGACCUGGUGUGCCAAAGUCAGGCUGGGACAGGAUGUGGAGUGCAUCCUGCGUUUUUGGGCACCAUAUUUUGGACACCUUGUGGUGGGGGAAGAGUUUAUCCUCUUGGAUGAAUUUCCCAUUUGAGUCAAUGAGGAUGGCCACCUCAGUGGGUUUUACCAGACUAGUGGGUUUACGGUCUGGGGCUGGGGUACACAGGGCCUGUGUACAAGGAGAGGUGUGUGGGGGUGUGUCAGGGGGGGCCAGAGAGCUUCUCUCUGUAGUAGGUGUCCCCAUGUGAGCCUCCUUGUUGACUGGGGGUGUGGGUAAAGGGUGGUCGGUAUGGGAGGGGUGAGGAUGGGUCAGUGGGGGUGUUAGGGGUGGUGAGGGGCUGCAGCUUCUCUCUAGGGGUCUCUACAGUCUGUUCUCUAUGCUGCAGCACACUCUUGAUGACAGACAACUCCUUUGCCAUCUCCUCCUUUACCUGCACUAGCUCUCUCCUCAUGGUGGCCUUUACCUCCUCAAGCACUGUGGUAAGAGUCUCUCUCUCUCUCUCUCUCUCUCUCUCUCUCUCUCUCUCUCUCUCUCUCUCUCUCUCUCUCUCUCUCUCUCUCUCUCUCUCAUCCUGACAGUAGCUCUGUCCUGGGUUUAGCUAGUGAUGGAGAGGUCCAUUCACCCCCAUUAUGUUCCUCUAGUGACCCUUUUUGUCCUCUAAUCUUUUCAUAGCAGCCAAGUCAUGAAUAACCCAAUAUGGCCCCUCCAGCUCCCACCACUACCACACGCACCCAAUUAAUUGUGUCAUUCUUCACCACCAGGUGAGGACGAGCCCGGCGCUAAAAGGUCUGAAUUCAAGCAUGUGAAAGCCGGGCAGGCAGAAGAGGGUGGGAACGUGUGUGUGUCUCCUUUACAGAGGGGAGAGGCAGGGUAGAGAGCACACACGUGGCUGACGUCGCAGCACCAUACAUUAUCCCAGUGACAGGGACACAAGAGGCAAUUAUCAGCUGGAAGAUUCCCCGGCCUGGCUCCCACAAAGGGAGGUCGCUGGUUUGGAGAGAAGGAGGGAGGGAGUGGAGGAUGGAGGGUGAGGGGAUGGAGGAGUGUUGCCUGGCUCUGCAGUGUGACUCUGUCACAAGAGCUGUCGGCACGGGACGGUGA